AUGGCCCUGCCUUCCCGUGUGCCAUUUCUGCUGCUCCUGCUACUGCCUAGCGUCCCCGCGACGGCCCCGGCCGCCUCCGAGGCGCAUGGCCUGAGUCUGCGGAGGACUCCAAGGGUGACCGACGCGCCCCUGGUGGAUGUCGCCUUGUACUACGAGGCACUGUGCAUGGGCUGCCGGGUGUUCUUGGUGCGCGACCUCUUUCCCACCUGGCUAAUGGUGAUGGAGAUCCUCAACGUCACGCUGGUGCCCUAUGGGAACGCAGUGGAGCAGAGCGUCAACGGGACGUGGGUGUUCAAGUGCCAGCACGGCGAGCAGGAGUGCAGACUCAACAAGGUGGAGGCCUGUGUGCUGGACCAGCUGCACCCAAACGCCGCCUUCCUGACCAUUGUGUGCCUGGAGGAGUUGGAUGACAUGGAGAAAAACCUGGCACCGUGUCUACAGAUCUACGCGCCCAAUGUGACUGCUGACAGCAUCUUGGCCUGUGCCACCGGGGAACGUGGGACUCAGCUGCUCCACCACAAUGCACAGCUCACGGAUGCCCUGCAGCCGCCACAUGAAUAUGUACCCUGGAUCCUUGUCAAUGGGAAACCUCUGAAAGACCCGAGCCAGCUCCUGAGUCUGGUGUGCCAGCUGUACCAGGGUGAGGAGAAGCCGGAUAUCUGCUCAUCCAUGGGCAGCACCCCCAGGGAAGUCUGCUUCAAAUGA
Cavia porcellus (domestic guinea pig) is the source of this 705-nucleotide messenger RNA. It is a transcript of the gene Ifi30, whose product is annotated as IFI30 lysosomal thiol reductase. The record is from RefSeq and is marked provisional. Gene Ontology annotation, molecular function: oxidoreductase activity, acting on a sulfur group of donors, disulfide as acceptor. NCBI's taxonomy places the organism in Eukaryota, Metazoa, Chordata, Mammalia, Rodentia, Caviidae. Gene Ontology annotation, cellular component: lysosome.